This is a messenger RNA of Actinia tenebrosa (Australian red waratah sea anemone), 2161 nucleotides long. Its product is annotated as dopamine receptor D2. Gene Ontology annotation, cellular component: plasma membrane; dendrite. Lineage: Eukaryota; Metazoa; Cnidaria; Anthozoa; Actiniaria; Actiniidae. Gene Ontology annotation, molecular function: G protein-coupled serotonin receptor activity; neurotransmitter receptor activity. The record is from RefSeq and is a predicted model, not a curated record. Gene Ontology annotation, biological process: G protein-coupled receptor signaling pathway, coupled to cyclic nucleotide second messenger; chemical synaptic transmission.
CUUAGAGCUCAUUGUAUGCAAACGAAGGGAACUGGUCAUAAAAGCCGCACCUGCUGUGCUAUACAAAUAAGCUCGCUAUUUCCACAAACCAACCACUAUGACUGUCACCUCUUGGCGAUAAGGGUCUGUCAAGUUGCUAUAUUAAUAGAACCCCUAGGUCAACCUGGAAGAAUCCUCAUUCUACAUCGACAGAGUUCAGUCUCCAUUAGGCGACUGACUCAGCGAAGCACCCACUGUCCUGUUGGAUAGAUCUUUUGCCAUCAUCUCAGGACCACUGGCUGGUGUCUAUCAGUUAUUAGCGAAAACUCGAUUCCCUUUAUCCUUAAAUUUCAUCCAGAUGUUGCGGAAAACCGGGAAAAUUCGCUAGGAAAAAAUACGCUCAAGCCGAAACCUAUCAACAUAACACAGAAAAAAGACAAACAAAUCCGACAACAGAUCUGUUUUCGAAAUUUCGUUUUUUACACCUGAUUGAUCUGAAAGUCACCUGCCAGAAUCAAGACAAGACGUGCCGCCGGAGACGACAACGAAGGACCUUCGCUAUCAGAACUGACCACUGUCGUGCGAUCGCACAAAGGUAAAAUUGUCUCGGAAUACGGUAAGCUUUAGAUGACAAUUUGAGGUCAUGUCUCUUCCCACUUCACCUCAGACAACCGCCGUGGUUUUGCCGUCUAAUUUCACCAAUGAGACGGCAAACGGAUUGGAUUCGAAGUGUAGCCGCGAUGGAUACGGUGCUCUACACUACACCAUGGCCGCUCUGAUUUUGGUUUUGGCAUUGGCAGGAAAUGGUUUUAUCUGCGUAGCUUUUGCGACGCGUCGCAAACUUCGAACAGUGACAAACUACUUUGUAGUCAAUCUUGCCGUUGCGAGCUUUCUUCUCGUCAUACAAUGGGUAGUCUGGAUUGGCUUGUACCUGUUAUGUAUAGAUAUUGCGCCUGUUGUAAAACUUGCACAUAUCCUAGAAAUUCUCUUUGGUUCUGCAUCGGUCGUGAGUCUAGGAGUCGUGAGCUAUGAUCGCUACUACGCCGUCACAAGAGCCUUGCACUAUGGAUCCACGAUGACGCAUCGUCGAGCUUUGACGGUGAUCAUUGCAGUGUGGGUAUACGCCACGAUAACCGCAAGCUUGUUGCUGGGAACACUUGACAAAACUAUCGGCCAAUUGUAUAUGAAAAUCUACAUAUCUGCUCUCUUUCUUUUUAACUUCUUUAUUCCUUUUGUCAUCUCUGCUUACUGUUAUGUUCGAAUUUUUCUUAUUGCCAUGCUACAUCUCCAGCAUGGUGCCCCAGCAAAUCAGCUCUCUGAUCCUCUUUCCAAGGCAUCAACUCUGCGAAAACAACUCAAAAUUUCCCUCAACAUUUUCAUCCUGGCAGUGCCUUUCCUGUUCAUCUGGAAUUUCUUCUAUGCAAUCACCGUCUACGAAGUCAUGUGCUAUGACUGUAGAGUUGUCGAGUCUCCCACAGCCGAGUACUUUGUUUCAAAUCUUCCUGAGAUCAUUGCCGCAAUCAACCCUCUGAUUUUCAUCUGUUUGACGAAAAACUUGAGGAAUUUUCUCAUUAUGGGACUGAGAUGCUCUAAAGAUCAUCAUCGACGACGUGCUAAUCAGUUUGCCCAAUCGGAGUCCUACCCAGCAACUACCCAAUUCACAACCAACUACCAAGGCGGCAAUGGAUACGACGCCAUCGCUAAAGUUUAAAGCCAACAACUCCAAAAGUCACACCGAUCGUUUUGACACAGUAAAACUAAAUACCGAACUCUGCUAGGGAAAAACGAGAACUCAAUAUACAUACUUUAUUGCUUCAAAAUAACCGUACAGAAUCAGUGGAAAUUGAAAACGAUUCGUUGAUACGACAACAAACUCAUGACUAUAAAACGUAAAAAGUGUAAAUAGAAACUGUGUUACUUAGCAUCUAGAUGUGAAUGGUCUGCAAUCUUCAUUUACAUUUGCAGACCCUUGUAAUUAUAACUGUAUGUCUAUUCUAUGUUUUCAAGCCAUAGUCUUAAGCUGUUUCUUCUGACAAAAUUAAGGCAUAUUAAAGUCCGUGCAGUUUUAAAAGCAAAUUAAUUUACAGCUCAUUAUACACAUCAUUUAAGGAAGAUGAAAGGUUGUCUUUGUCAUAUGCUGUAAAACAUUAUGUACAGGUGAAAUAAAUGUUGAUGAACUGGA